This is a messenger RNA of Exophiala viscosa, 627 nucleotides long. RefSeq lists its product as uncharacterized. The record is from RefSeq and is a predicted model, not a curated record. Lineage: Eukaryota; Fungi; Ascomycota; Eurotiomycetes; Chaetothyriales; Herpotrichiellaceae. The transcript has a single exon. The coding region runs from base 1 to 627 and encodes 208 amino acids.
AUGAAUCAAUCCGCAGGCCCAUUUGCUGCUCGAGUUGCUGUUCAUGUCAUCGAAGGCCAGCCGCUUGAAGCUCAACUUGAAAUUCGGCUCAUAUACGAUGAAGCCCUUGCCACUCCUCCUUUUCUGGUGCUUGCAUCACAUACCUCGAACAUCGAAAUGGUUGUGGAAGCUGUCAGGCAAAAUGUCCCUGAGCAAGCGAAGCCUUUGUUGGAAUGCAACAACACAUAUCCGACCUUGUAUCUGCAAGAGUUCGUCUUACCAAACAAAGUAUGGGAGCGAUGUUAUCUUCAUCAGAAGAUCAAUUUCAAGAACUGGUUCAAUCGCAAUAUGGUGGUUUUGGAAGGCCCGGAAACAAUCAGAAUUGAGGUUCACGUGAGCCUGGAAUUGCGCAGUGUGAAGGUAGAUGGCAGUGGUAACGACCGCAUGCCUAUUCGGAAUGUCAACCGCCGGUAUCAAUUGCUGGAAGAUCCGGUUGAGCAGGAGAUGGAGGUCGAUGAAUGGGGCAACAUGUACCAUGUUGGUGACGAGGUCGUGGACGAAGAUAUCGAGAUGGUGGAUAACGAUGACGACGACGAGGAUGAUGAUAACAACGAGGCUGAGUCGACGUCGGAGUGGUUAAGGGGUUGA